UAAGGGGGGGAAGUAGUGAAGGUUUGGGCAUUUGACAUAGCCCCAAAAUAAAAAGACUCUCCACUUAAUUCAUUUUCCAUCUGAUCAAAGAAUUGGGAAAAGUUAAAGGGAGAAAAAUGGACGAAAGAGGAAUUAUGGGUCCAAAAAGAUCUCAAUUUUCUCCAAAACCAAACAGGAAGCCUAUUGAUCCAGAGGCUAAAAAAUCUGCAAAGAAAAAUCCAAAAAAAGAUCCCAAUUUUCCCAGCUCUUCAAAGCCAAAGCCACAAGCUGCAGCAACCAAUCCUAAUUCUAACGGCAACAAAACUAAUCCCAACUCCGAGACACCUUCUUCUGCUCCACCUCCACCUCCGACUCCGAUUUCAACUCCAAAAGCAAAAAGUCAACCUCCCACGCCUUCUUCUGAUCAUCAUCCACCUCUACCUCACAAUCUGAGUCCGCCUCGAAGAUCAAAAAGUCAACCCGCCACGCCUUCUUCUGCUUCAAAGAUCAACUUUGUAAGACGUAUUGAUAAUGAUAAUUCUACAAAAGCUUUUCCCAAGACUUCGCCCACCUCUGGGUCAGAUCAUCGUCAGAAACAUGUCAAAACUACUGCUGAUCCUCAUUCCCCUGGAUAUUCUGAUUCUUCUCAUGAUAUUGGUGAUCGGUUGUUACAACGCCUUUCUUCUGAAGGUAAAGACCUUGAUGACAUCCUCAAAGGAAACACGAUAGAUGAUUUAAUGGGCUCAAAUAACAGAAAGGAAGAAUCUUCAUCUCGAAAUGUUUCUAGUUUGGCUAUAUUACAAAUUUACCAGAAAAUUGCAUCCCAUCGACAAGGAAACUUAUCCGUUGAACGUUACUUCAAAAAGCUCAAGAAAUUAUGGAAUGAUAUUGGAAUCUAUAGCAGUGAGUCUGUUGAAGGAAUUGCAUUUUGGAGUGAGCUUACAGAAAGAGACAAAGUUAUUCAAUUUUUUAUUGGACUAAAUGAUUAUUAUUCCAUAAUUUGCUCCCAAAUCCUUGUUAACCAGCCAUUCCCAACAGUGGAGGAAGCUUAUUCUGAAAUAAUUCGAGAAGAAAAACGUAGAGAAUUGUUUGUUGCAUUAGGAACUGUGGCGGCACAAGUGAUUCAAAGUAGUUACCAGAAUGGUUCAUCCAACAAUGGUGAUAAUAAAAACCUUGGAAUUGAUCAAGAAAUUGACACAAGUAUUUAACCUUGGAUCUCCUAAUUUAAGCAAAGUUGAAGAUUUUCACCUCAAAGAAAAUUCAAGGAUUAAUUUGAGGACGUACAUAACUAAGACAAACUUGUCCAAACUGUGUUGAUCGUUAUGGUGAGAUACUGCAUAUGCAUUUUAAUUGAAAAUAUUAAACUUAAACCUCUUUGCAUCUGUUUUAGGCGUGGUUUGUUUGUGUAUGAGCGAGACUCACUUAUUUACAAUAUAGAUUGUUUACAGAUAAACUCCGUGAAAAUUAUCAACCUUAUCUUUUAUUAUAACAUGGAAGAAAGUUUGGUCUAUUAACUCUUGAUCAAGUGAAUGGUAAUGGGCCAGAGCUCGACUGGUUUGAUUU
Cucumis sativus (cucumber) is the source of this 1542-nucleotide messenger RNA. Its product is annotated as protein ENL. Bases 117 to 1187 code for a protein of 356 amino acids. NCBI's taxonomy places the organism in Eukaryota, Viridiplantae, Streptophyta, Magnoliopsida, Cucurbitales, Cucurbitaceae. The transcript is spliced from 3 exons. The record is from RefSeq and is a predicted model, not a curated record.